AUGUCUGCAGGGACUGUAUUCUUAUUCGUCAUUUCAUCAGCAUGGAUUUAUUGGGCAAUGAAGCAAAUUUCAGAUGUGGACAUUUUCAACUCUUCCUUUUUGAAAUUUGUAGGGUUGUUUGCCGUGUCUUGUUUCCUAUUUUCUUUCUGUUAUAUGGUUAUAUCGACAGUACCAGGUGGUUUUUUCAAUGGAUUAAUUGCUGGUGUUAUUAACAUUGCCAUUCAUUCUUCGCUUGUCGCCAUCUCAAACGGGUUAACGUACUCUGAAUUUGAUAAGGAAGAUUUUUAUGAAUGCUUGAAUUAUUUAAUUUGCAGAAAAGCCAAACAUGAAAAAGGACAAAUAGAGAGCACACCAAUGUCAGCAAAUUCUGAUCCAAAUUCUUCCUAUUACUCACAAUUAUUAACCUCUGAACAUGAAAAAUAA
Molecule: messenger RNA, 423 nt
Organism: Naegleria fowleri
Lineage: Eukaryota; Heterolobosea; Eutetramitea; Acrasida; Naegleriidae
Exons: 2
Coding region: 1-423 (140 amino acids)
Source: RefSeq, a predicted model, not a curated record